Molecule: messenger RNA, 558 nt
Organism: Laccaria bicolor S238N-H82
Lineage: Eukaryota; Fungi; Basidiomycota; Agaricomycetes; Agaricales; Hydnangiaceae
Exons: 3
Coding region: 322-558 (78 amino acids)
Source: RefSeq, a predicted model, not a curated record
CGUGCUUUUGUCACCCCUCAUUCUCAUUCGUCGUACUCCCACUCAAAUUCUCAUUGUGUUACCGGCUUUUCUCUGCCAACUCAUGCUUGCGACCUGGCCUACAAAUUCCAACAGUCUGUGUGAUGUUCCUGCCCUACGCAACCUGUAUGCCAACUCCAACAGGCAACGAUGAAUGGAUGACGAGGCAACAACGACGUGGACGAUCCUGAUCGACGACGACCACACGACGAUGACCGCUCAAUGACGACAGGCAGCGACUGCGUGAUGACCGCCCCACGACAACAGCACGACGACCGCAUGCAACCAUGACCACACGCAGCAAUGCGUGGCGACACGACCGUUGGCCAGGAUUCACCACCACCCCCCAUCAACGCCAAGGAUGGUCCAGCACCCUGUCCCAACGCCGACGAAGCUCACCACAUAAACAGUAAACACAGCCCUGCCACCAGCACCCACAACAGCCCACCACCCCACACUGUCAGGAGCCCACCACAACCGCUCACAAAUGCCGAUGACAGCCGGACACCACACCGAACACAGUCUCCCCACCCACAAUGA